GCGGCAGCAUAGGUGGCCUGGCCUAGGCACACGUGUAGCUCUUCGUUUUAUCGGAGCAGUUGUGUAAAUACGUUCCACGUGAUGCAUUCUUAUCUCACGAAUCUGAAUGAAUCCUUGCAUCACCGAACAAGAUAAAAGCGCGCUCGCGACAAUGGUUACAGAUAUCCCCCGUCUGAAUUCACCCUUGACACUUUUCCGCAGUCCAGUUUCGCAUUGCUUCCAGCUAUUGUGCGCUUUCUCGCGAGCAUGAAUUGUUGCAGCUUUAUAACCCAGUGUUGAACAGGCAACAUACGCAAAGUGCGCAGAAGGUUUCGCUUGACGGCACGUGGCAAAGCAAAAAACGCAUCAGGUGUUACGACAUUCCUCAGGCAAAGAGGCUAGAACGCUGGGAGGAGCGAAUGGGAGACAGCAGUGAUGCACCGACAGCCCUUAGACAGCGCAAGUCCUCUUUGGGGGAGAGCACCAACGGGGGAUGCAACAGCGUGCCCGUAGGGCGCGCCACGGGCCGUGGUGAGGACGUAGAGCAACUGAUGAACGACCACGGGGACCGCAAGGCGCUGGUGCUCUGGCGGCGUCCAAUCUUGACGACACGAUACUUUCUCAGUGAGCUCCUUAUGCUGCUGAAGGAGUAUAGUGUCAGCUUGAUGCGCAACUGGAAGCACGUACUUGCCUCACUUCUAGCCCUCCUAAUGUUGGCCGUUCUUUAUAACCUAGAAGGAUCUCAUCAGAAGUACAUUGCUGUAAUGGAGAAAAAGCUCCUGUGGUGUGCCUAUUGGGUAGGGCUAGGUGUCCUGUCAUCUGUUGGUCUUGGGACUGGUCUCCACACUUUUCUCCUGUAUCUGGGCCCACAUAUAGCUGCCGUAACGCUUGCUGCAUACGAGUGUGGAAGUGUAAAUUUUCCCGAACCCCCCUAUCCCGAUGAAAUUGUGUGUCCAGAUGAGUCUUCAGUAACCACAGUUAGUAUCUUCAAAGUCAUGAGCAAAGUUCGGCUUGAGGCAUUCAUGUGGGGAGCAGGCACAGCGCUAGGAGAGCUGCCACCGUAUUUUAUGGCAAAAGCAGCUAGGAUAUCUGGGAAUGAAGACUUAGAGGACUUGGAAGCACUCGAAGCGCUCAUGGAGAAGGAGAAAUCAACUGAUCUGUCCUUCCUCGACAGGGCGAAACUGGCUGUUGAGAAACUAGUGGAACGUGUGGGAUUCCUGGGCAUCCUUGCUUGUGCAUCGAUCCCAAAUCCUCUAUUUGACCUGGCGGGCAUCACGUGUGGCCACUUCCUGGUGCCCUUCUGGACAUUCUUCGGGGCCACGCUGAUUGGCAAGGCUAUUAUCAAGAUGCACAUUCAGAAGCUCUUUGUAAUCAUUGCCUUCAGCGAACACCAUGUGGAGAUGUCCCUCAAGAUGCUUAUGUACAUCCCCUAUGUGGGCAAGUAUCUCCAAGCACCGUUCAGAGAAUUCCUUGCGAAGCAGAAGGCAAAACUACAUCGGAAGACCGGGACAGAAGUAACGCAGGACGUUUCACUGCUGGCAUGGAUGUUUGAGAAGUUGGUGAUGGCCAUGAUAAUCUAUUUUGUCAUUUCGAUUGUGAACUCCUUGGCACAAAACUACCAUCGUCGUAUAUCCAAGGCCAAGAGACGCUCCUAUGGAGCAGCACCCCUCGGCCGUAAGGUUGCUCUCAGCUGAGGUGUGGCUUCUUCCGAGGCGGUGUUCCUCAAGACUGUUGUUCAUUUGUGAACAGGAUUUUGUUGCUGUUGGCUAUUGAAACGUGCAAAGGUGGGGCACCUAGGUGAUUUCUGCAUGUUUGAACGGACACAGGGACGGUCGUUGGUAGAAGAAGAGAGGUUAAGAGGAGCAUUUUUUAUAUUAAAAUGUGUAGAAGCCCUA
Messenger RNA from Ornithodoros turicata, 1874 nucleotides. It is a transcript of the gene Tango5, whose product is annotated as vacuole membrane protein 1-like. The transcript is spliced from 12 exons. Lineage: Eukaryota; Metazoa; Arthropoda; Arachnida; Ixodida; Argasidae. The record is from RefSeq and is a predicted model, not a curated record. Gene Ontology annotation, cellular component: endomembrane system; endoplasmic reticulum; membrane. The coding region runs from base 399 to 1673 and encodes 424 amino acids. Gene Ontology annotation, biological process: Golgi organization; autophagy.